GUUAUGGUAACAUUUUUUACUACAAAUGUUAGUUCAGCAAAGAAAUCUGAGAUAGAAGGAAUGGAAAUGAAUGUAAUUGAUCAAUGUUGGAGAUUUAAUCCUGAAUGGAGGAAACAUCGACAACAACUUGCUAAUUGCUCGGUGGGAUAUGCGGGAAAAAUGACAAACAACAUUGGUAAAGACUUAAUCCAUUAUAAAGUUACCGAUCACAGUGACCACCCUUUAAAUCCAAGACCUGGAACCUUGAGAUAUGGUGCUUCUAAGAUUCAAGGUAAAGUUUGGAUCACAUUCCAAAGGGAUAUGGACAUUAAGCUUGUGAAACCCCUUCUCAUCAGUAGUUUCACCACCAUUGAUGGUCGAGGUGUCAAUGUCCACAUUGCAGAUAAUGCUUGUUUGAUGAUUUAUAAGGCAACCAACAUAAUCAUCCACGGAAUCAGGAUUCAUCAUUGUCAACCUCAAGCUCCUGGAAUGGUGAUGGGUGCCGAUGGAAAGAUAAUAUCAUUAGGUCAAGUCGAUGGAGAUGCAAUCAGAUUGGUUUCUGCUUCAAAAAUUUGGAUUGAUCAUAGCACACUUUUUGAUUGUCAAGAUGGUCUUUUAGAUGUUACACGAGGUUCCACAGAUAUAACAAUCUCCAACAACUGGUUUAGAGAGCAAAAUAAAGUUAUGCUACUUGGUCAUGAUGAUGGAUUUGUGAGAGACAAAAACAUGAAAGUCACCGUUAUAUACAACUAUUUUGGACCUAAUUGCCAUCAACGCAUGCCUAGAAUUCGUCAUGGAUAUGCACAUGUUGUGAAUAAUUUGUACAUGGGAUGGGUGCAAUAUGCAAUAGGUGGAAGUAUGGAACCAAGCCUUAAAAGUCAAUCAAACCUCUUCAUAGCACCCGCCACAGGGAAAAAGGAGGUUACAUGGAGAAAAAGUAGCAAUGAAAUUGGAGAUACGUGGGAAUUUUAUUCAGUUGGGGACGCUUUUGAAAAUGGAGCAUCCUUCGUUGAAACAAAAGGUGGACAAGUGAUAAAACCAAAUUAUAACCCUGAACAAAAUUUUAAAGUUGUUGAUGCCAAAUUUGUAAGAUCAUUAACAAGAUCAUCUGGGGUAUUGCAAUGUAGUAAAACAUCAAUAUGUUGA
This is a messenger RNA of Medicago truncatula (barrel medic), 1125 nucleotides long. Its product is annotated as probable pectate lyase 4. The record is from RefSeq and is a predicted model, not a curated record. NCBI's taxonomy places the organism in Eukaryota, Viridiplantae, Streptophyta, Magnoliopsida, Fabales, Fabaceae. The transcript has 4 exons. Gene Ontology annotation, molecular function: pectate lyase activity. The coding region runs from base 4 to 1125 and encodes 373 amino acids.